UACGAUCGAUUUUAAAGACAGCGCAGCGCAGACGAGUUUUCGGGCUGCAGCAGCAGUGUGCCUUCUGAACCAAACCGAUCCGAUCAACAGCGCUGCUGGUUAGCACAAGCACAUGGUUGGUGCUACCCACCCUUCGCAACAGCAAGUUUUUUUUAUAUUAGCAGCUAUAAUAGCGUUGCGCGUGAGAAUUUCAACGAUUGCACCCACUGACGCGGUUUGUUUCGGUUCGGACACGCGAUAUUGUGUGAAAAUUUCGCACCUUUGUGCGGAUUGCUUUGGAAAUCGCCAAGAAAGCCAAAGCCCAAAAUUUACUUUUGUGAUCAGACGUGAGUGCAGUGAAUUAUCCGUCCGCGCACUUGUUUUAACGUUACCAUUCGAUUCGAUCGAUCGAUUUCAAAAUAGUUUGGUUCACUCGUGGUUGCGGCUCCUCCUCAUAUGUUCGUAAUCUUAAGCAAUUGGUGAUUGCUUUAUGAUUGAAGUGUGUAUCUGUGUUUCUAUCUACUGUGUUGUCCUUGAAAGUUAUUUCAGUUGAAUAUUUAUAAAUCAGAAGCAAGCAAUUGGAAAACCCUGCAACUGAGAAGCGCAUCGACAGUGUAAAUAUUUUGUACAAGUAAUAAACAAGUGAGUGCUCGAAAUGGUGAACAAACAAUACAACGUACAUCAUCCGAAGCUGCCUAAGCCCAAAAGUGGCCAAAACUCACCUUCCCCGAUGGUGAGGAAUUAUCCAGAGGUUUCCAACCAACCGAAUCCUCCCUCUGGAGCCGGAUCGUUGGAAAACAAUUUAAACCGUGACGGCGGUGAUCAGCACAAUCAUCAUCACCAUAAUCAAAAUCUGCAUAACAGCCAGAUUCAGAGCAAUCUGGAUCUGGAUGUCCGCCGUCGUACCGGUGGAUCCAUUUCACCCUCGAUCGAGGACUUUGGCGAAGAUGGUGUGUAUGGCCGGAACAUCAGCUAUUACAGUGAGACCGCCCAGCUCGGGGGCAACGAAAGUCCGCCCGGUGGUAAUCACGAGCGGCUGAGCGUGAAAGAUUUGACCAUCAGCGAUAUCGGCCGCUUCCAGUACAUUCUGCAGAUGGAUCGUGAAGUGGGAACACCAUACAGUGGCUACACAUCCUCCUCCUCCCAGCACUCUCCUUCAGCACCAAACUCCCUGCCAAGUCAUUUGCACUCCAACCGCCAGGGCUACAAUUUUUGGAAGGCCGGCUCUCAGUCACCCCUCACCAGCGCAUCCUCCAUCAAUUCAUUCUUCCGCCCGUUACCACAAUCCCGCUGCUAUGUUUGGAGAGCAGUCAAAAUGAUGUGGCGCUUCGUUAAGUGGCCCCUAGCGCUUUUACUGGUGUGCAGUCUAUUAGCAUUAGUCGUUUACUUUUUGAUGUCAGACCGAGGCAUUAUGACUAGCACCCUACUGGACGAAACCAAGGGCUAUGAGGUAGAGGAAAACCUAUCCAUCGAUUUCAACGACUUUACUCACACAAACAAUCUGGACAGUGGUCCAGAGACCACAUUCGGGCGAGAUCACAAAGACAAUAGUGUUGGAUUUUCUAAGGAUGGCAAUGCGCCGAACACAAAGUUUUCCUUCGGCAUGAACAACGAUCUAUUGGCGAUUUUUGUGAAAAAGGGCGAUCAGAACAGAAACGAAGGCCAAAGCAUUUGGACCUCUACGGAGCAUGAGAAUCUGAGUGAAGAGGUACCUGCCACUGUAGUGAAGAUUACCAGUAGCACAACCCAUGCUCCCAUUCGAAAAACGAGCACAAUUUCACUGAAGGAUUACACAAAGGCACGCGUUUCGUUUGACGAUGAUGAGUUCACGAGUGAACAACAACAGAACAACGAACAGACGACACGUGCAAUUAACGCUGACAUCGAUGGAAUCAGCAGACAGAGAAACCUCUCCACCACUUCGUCUACCACGGAUUCCAGCUUCUAUCGGACCAAGGUUUCUCCAACGCUGCCCAUUCUGUCACGGUUUGAAAUCACUACCGAAGGUUUGAAACGUUUCAAUAUUUCAGAAGAAGGCAUCUGCAAGUCAACUUCUCUUCCUCUGUGCCGCGGGAUUCUCCCGUAUGAUCUGACCACCUUGAAGAAUCGUCAUCUCACCGCGGUGGAAUAUGAACACUUUCAGUAUCUCAUCAAUUCCAAGUGUUCGAUCCGGGUCGCGGAAUUCGUAUGUCUGGUUCUAGAGCCAGAGUGUAGACCGACCCGCAUGGGAACACUCACACCGUGCAAAAGGAUCUGCAAGUCUAUUUUGGAACCAUGCGCACACAUUAUUGCCAGCUCGGAAGUGCUAACCUCAACCUUUGAUUGCGACAUAUAUCCGGAUUCGAACGAUCAGAACGUUUGUGAGGAUCCAACGCGAAGAAGCAACUGCUUUGCCAAUGAGUUCCGGUGUGCAGAUUCCAGCUGUAUUCCGCUGCAGUGGAAAUGUGACAACAUCAAAGACUGCCAGGAUGGGGAGGAUGAAUCCGAUUGCAAAUUUUGCGAGCGGGAUGAGUACCGUUGUCUAUCGAACGACAAAUGUAUCCCGGACAAAUGGCGCUGUGACCAAUAUGAGGACUGUCCGGAUGCGUCAGACGAAUUGGAUUGUUAUUAUGACGAACCCACCACAUUUCCCAGCGGGCCCAACAGUCAGCGAGAGUACCCUUACGUGCAGGUCCAGGUUCCAAACAGUCCCGUGAAUGGUAAACCGUAUUUGACGAUAACCAACGCGGACCGCGAACGGAAAAAGUCAGAACAACAACAGCAACCUUCUCCGGACUAUGAAUCAUCUGGCGAGGAUGGCUACGAGCCAACAGCAGCGGAAAAUGUCCCACAGGUAGAUCGUAAAAAUCAAACGGAGCCAACUGAAAGCAAUAAGGACCGUAUCGAGGAUCAGACAGAAGCAGAAACCAUCCGGACGGUUUCGGUUCCAAAGUCAUUGGUCAACUUCCAGGACAGCAAGGAAAUAAUGAUGACUUCUGACUCGGAAAAUGACUACAAAUUCAGCAGCACGAGUCGAUCUUUUCUUACCACCGCCCAUGCUUCACCCUGUCCCGAAGGCGAACUACGAUGUGUUAGUGGAAUUUGUAUUUCCGUGAAUCAAUUGUGUGAUAAGGUGGCGGAUUGUGCGGAUGGCGCUGAUGAAGCCAUGUGCGUUUACAAAGAGUGACAGAAACUUCAUCCUCAUUUCCACUUUCUACACUUGCAAAUUAUUAGGAUUACUGUUGGAAUGAUAUAACGGUGCCUCGAAUAGAUUUUAUACCAUUCCGUUGUAAAAGUAUUUAGUUGUAUUUAUAGAGUGAUUUUAUUUGUUAACUUGUUCUUAAAGUCGCUGCGCGGUUUGGAUGUGACAAACACAGAACGUCCUCUAUCAUCAACCAUUACCAUUGUUAAAAGUUACCCAGAUAUUAGAUACAUAAGCGCUAGAACAAUAUGUAUAAUAUGAAAGCAAGGACGAUUGACGUAAUGGAGUGUCAAAUAGUCUACAAAAUAAUUCGUUUUGUGGAGCAUAUUUCCAUAUUUUUAACAAGAAACAUCAAUAAUUAGUCUGUUCGAUAAUGAAGCGUUGUAUAUAAGCCAUUCUAUCGUUUGAAUCAU
Toxorhynchites rutilus septentrionalis is the source of this 3573-nucleotide messenger RNA. RefSeq lists its product as uncharacterized. The coding region runs from base 635 to 3145 and encodes 836 amino acids. NCBI's taxonomy places the organism in Eukaryota, Metazoa, Arthropoda, Insecta, Diptera, Culicidae. Gene Ontology annotation, cellular component: plasma membrane. The transcript is spliced from 10 exons. Gene Ontology annotation, molecular function: protein binding. The record is from RefSeq and is a predicted model, not a curated record.